ACUCUCUUAACCAAUCAGCUGUCAAGUAUGCAAGCCACUUCCUUUUCACUUCCGCGUCUCGUCUCGUCGUCUAGGGUUAGCAAACAAUGCGGUUCCGAUUCUGUGGAGAUUUGGACUGCCCCGAUUGGGUACUUGCCGAAAUCAGUACCCUGGCAAAAAUGUCCAGUGUCAAAAUGAAACUCCUUUGUGCCCAAGUGCUGAAAGGUCUCCUCGGGGAAGGUAUUGAUUAUGACAAAGUUACAAAGCUUACAGCUGAUGCAAAGUUUGACAGUGGAGACAUCAAAGCCAGUGUGGCCGUGCUCAGCUUCAUUUUAUCCAGUGCGGCCAAGCAUGAUGUCGACAGUGAAUCUUUAUCCAGUGAGCUGCAACAGCUCGGUCUGCCUAAGGAGCACACAAUGGGGCUGUGCAAGUCAUAUGAAGAUAAACAUUCCGCAGUGCAAGACAAACUUAGAGAGACCAGCUUGAGAUUGGGUCGACUAGAGGCGGUCUCUUGGAGGGUGGACUACACACUCAGCUCCAGUGAGAUGAAGGAAGUUAACAAAGCGGUGGUUCAGCUAAAGCUACAGGCUCAAGACGCCGAGUCGGGCUCAUCAAAAAGCACAGUGGUCUCGCUCUCUGCUGACAAGUUCAGAGUCUUACUUUCAGAGCUCAAACAAGCCCAGACUAUGAUGAAUGGUUUACAAUGACCAAAGCUAAAAGCAAAUGCUUUUACAAUUUUUCUUUGUGUGUGUGUAUAUUUCUGAUUAAAUGUACUAAUGUACUGCUCUUGAACUAAUAUUUAGUUGUAUUUUCUACCUGAAUGUUCUCGUGUUAAUAAAAAUAUUAAAAUGUCUAA
This is a messenger RNA of Syngnathus typhle (broad-nosed pipefish), 835 nucleotides long. RefSeq names its product COMM domain containing 4 (gene commd4). NCBI's taxonomy places the organism in Eukaryota, Metazoa, Chordata, Actinopteri, Syngnathiformes, Syngnathidae. The record is from RefSeq and is a predicted model, not a curated record. The transcript has 8 exons. Bases 87 to 686 code for a protein of 199 amino acids.